GCCAACUUCCACCUACAUCUAUCCCUGCUGCGACUCUGAGAAAACCAUGGAAGCCGUUUUACAUCUGGACAGACCCGUUUGGGUGGUCUUAAUUAUCUUUUGCUCGAUAGCAGCCUUCCUCACCCGGAGCAGGCUACGGUCGCUGCCGCUUCCACCAGGACCGAAGCGUUGGCCCGUUGUUGGCAAUGCGUUUAGCUUUCCGAAAGAGCGAGAGUGGCUUACGUUCAUGCGGUGGUCCAGAGAAUAUAAUUCUGACCUGCUGUACUACGAAUCUUGGGGGAAACCCUUUGUGGUGAUCAAUUCCGAUCGUACCGCCAUAGACCUUUUCGAGCGCAAAUCGUCGCUUUACGCAGAUAAACCACGGAUGCCAAUGCUUAACGACCUCUGUGGCUGGGCCUGGGACAUAUCAUUCAUGCCAUACGACGACACGUGGAAGCUCGCGCGCAAGCUAUUCACUCGGCAUUACCGCGCGGGCGCUGCUGUGCGGUACCGCGACGAGGAGACGCGCUGCGCCCGCGAAUUGCUGGCUGAUAUCCUGCAGAACGAUGUUCAGCUGUUCGAGCACACGCGCCUGGCCUUUGGAAAGCUGAUCAUGAACGUAACGUAUGGGAUCGACGUCAAGUCUGCGGACGAUAAGUAUAUCAAGAAUGCGCAGAAGGCGUUGUACGCAAUCACGGCUACGGGUAACGUCGGAACGUAUCUUGUAGACUCCAUACCGCUACUGAAAUACAUUCCGGAGUGGUUCCCGGGCGCAAAAUUCCAGCGCGAGGCGCGAGAGUGGAGAGAAGCGGCAGAAGUGAUGUCGCAGCAGCCUAUCGAGGAUGCUAAAGAGGCAAUGGCAGAAGGUAAAGCCCCGCCUUCGGUGCUGCGAUCGCUCCUCGAAGACUAUGGCGAGAAUCCGUCGCCACAAGAGGCAUACGCCAUUCUCAGCGCAACUGGAACGGCGUACGAGGUGAUGUGGUCCACGACGCUCACAGUCAUACUUGCGAUGCUCCUCUUCCCCGACAUCAAAGCCAAGGCUCACGCCGAGCUCGAUCGAGCCGUUAGCCGAGAACGCUUUCCCGACUUCGGAGACCAGGCGUCUCUGCCUUAUAUCACUGCCAUCUGCAAAGAGGCGUUGCGAUGGCGGACGCCUUUACCUUUGGCUGUUAUGCACAGGGUAACCCAAGAAGACACUCACAACGGGUACCACAUCCCUGGCGGCUCCACUGUCGUCCUCAAUUCUUGGGCCAUCCUAUAUGACCCCAAACAAUACCCGGAUCCCGAGAGAUUUUCGCCCGAACGCUUCCUAACGCCAUCGGGCGAGCUUAAUCCGGACGCGCCAGAGCCGACCGCGGCAUUCAGCUACGGGCGUCGCGCAUGUGCAGGCACCGCCAUGGCAUUGGACACCCUCUGGAUUGUUGUCGCCUCGCUGCUGUGGGCGUUCGACGUACAGCGGGCAUUCGACGAAAGCGGAAAUGAGAUUGAUGUGACGGGGGAGUAUACCUUCGGCGUCGUAUGCUAUCCGGCACCGUUUAGAUGUGCUCUGCGGCCGCGGUCAGAGAAUAUACCCGCGCUGAUUUCGGUUUCGUUGGGAUGAGCCGCGAAUAUUUCACCCUUGCUGAUUUUAGGCUUCGCCAUGCGAUCCCCUGGUUUUUUCCCUCGAUAGUGUUCUCCUGUAAACAUUGUGACGUGCUGAUCAAAGCGCGCCUUGUACACCACUAUUUAAUUUAUUAGCUCGUGUCCG
Molecule: messenger RNA, 1726 nt
Organism: Phanerochaete carnosa HHB-10118-sp
Lineage: Eukaryota; Fungi; Basidiomycota; Agaricomycetes; Polyporales; Phanerochaetaceae
Exons: 13
Coding region: 227-1579 (450 amino acids)
Molecular function (GO): monooxygenase activity; iron ion binding; heme binding
Source: RefSeq, a predicted model, not a curated record